This is a messenger RNA of Cyclospora cayetanensis, 924 nucleotides long. RefSeq lists its product as uncharacterized. NCBI's taxonomy places the organism in Eukaryota, Apicomplexa, Conoidasida, Eucoccidiorida, Eimeriidae. The record is from RefSeq and is a predicted model, not a curated record. Bases 1 to 924 code for a protein of 307 amino acids. The transcript has 3 exons.
AUGGUAACUGGCGGAGUGUGGCACCAGGCAGGCCACCACGGGUGGCCUGCAGACAGCCGCCGUCUUCAUAGCAGCAGCAGCAGCAGCGGCAGCAACGGCGGAAGACUAUCCAGCAAGGCUGGUCUUAUUGGGCUUCCCCGAAAAAGAGGGCGAGGCCGCCGCAGGCUAAGCAAAGUGGGCCGCGUUGUUGUUUGCCUGUUGAGUCUGCUGCUCCUUGUUUGGAUCCUGCUGCUCUGGCGGUGGCUCGUGGUACAGGAUAAGCCCACGGGGGAUGAAGGGUCACCUGUAGAGCUGCAGCAGCAGGGGCAGCCUCAGCUGCGGCAGGCAGAUGCACCGGAUGAGACAGUUGCUGCAACACGACAGACGCUACAGUUGCAGCAGCAGCCGCCACAAAGGAAGGCGCGCCGGGGAGAAGAGUCUCUGGAGGAGAACCAGCAACCUCAGCAGCCGCUCUCCUCCACCCACUCAGCUCCUCCUAUACGCCCUCGCGAGCGGGAGCAGGAGCAGAAUGGUGGUGAUGGUGUUGGCAAGAGCACGGGUGGAAGCCUGGCUUCCCUUCCGGAGGAACCUCCUACCGGUGGGUUAGGCCCUCAGCUUGCACACGUUAGAACUGUUCGAGAUACGUUUUCUGGGGAGGAGGUUCCUGAACAAGGAGGCUUCGCCCCAAAAGAGGCCUCCUCGGCCCCCCUUUCUUCUCCGCACCAACCGACUGCGCAUGAAGAACGGCAGGAGAAAAACGGUGAGCAGGGCAUCCCCGCUGACACGUCUGUUGAAGGUGUUACGGGGGAAGCCGUUACUGCAGCGCUCCAGCGUUCCCACGGAGUCUUGGCGCGGCUAUCUCGCGUGCAACAGCAGCUGCAGCAGCCGCAGCCGUUGGCAGUAAGAAGUGAAGACAGCGAAAUACACGCUGACAGCAGUCACUAG